UCGUAGUAGAAAUACUUCUUAAAUCAAGUGAUAAAAGCUAAAAUAUAGUAGAUUAAUAGCAAAUUCUACUACUGAAAGUAGCAGUAGUAGUAGUUCUUCUUCUGAUAGUAGUAGUGAUUAAAGCAGCAGAAGUAAUUCUGGAAGUUCAUCAGGAUGUCAUUUCAUAUAUUAAAUUGGAGAAAAGAUCGACAAAUAUAUGAUCACCAAGUAUUUGAGUUAAGGGACAUUUGGAAUGGUGUUAGAAGUAACAGAUGAUUUAGGAAUGGCAUAUGCUGUUAAAGUUAUUAGAUUAAUAUUCAGAUCUUGAGCCAAACUGAUCAUACAGAAGUGGAAGUUCUUAAAUAAAUCUAGCAGUUU
Paramecium sonneborni is the source of this 357-nucleotide messenger RNA. NCBI's taxonomy places the organism in Eukaryota, Ciliophora, Oligohymenophorea, Peniculida, Parameciidae. The record is from the annotation of a GenBank genome assembly.